Molecule: messenger RNA, 1049 nt
Organism: Talaromyces stipitatus ATCC 10500
Lineage: Eukaryota; Fungi; Ascomycota; Eurotiomycetes; Eurotiales; Trichocomaceae
Product: 40S ribosomal protein S3
Exons: 3
Coding region: 1-801 (266 amino acids)
Biological process (GO): translation
Cellular component (GO): nucleus; cytosolic small ribosomal subunit
Molecular function (GO): RNA binding; structural constituent of ribosome
Source: RefSeq, a predicted model, not a curated record
AUGGCUGCUACACAGGGUGCUAUUUCUAAGCGUCGCAAGUUCGUCGCUGACGGCGUUUUCUACGCCGAAUUGAACGAGUUCUUCCAGCGCGAACUUGCUGAGGAGGGUUACUCUGGCGUCGAAGUCCGUGUCACUCCCACUGUGACCGAUAUCAUUAUUCGCGCCACCCACACCCAAGAGGUUCUUGGUGAACAAGGUCGCCGCAUCCGUGAGCUCACCUCCCUCAUUCAGAAGCGAUUCAAGUUCCCCGAGAACUCCGUCUCUCUCUAUGCCGCCAAGGUCCAGAACCGUGGUCUUUCCGCCGUCGCUCAGUGCGAGUCCCUCCGCUACAAGCUCCUCAACGGUCUUGCUGUCCGAAGAGCCUGCUAUGGUGUCCUCCGUUUCAUCAUGGAGAGCGGUGCUAAGGGUUGCGAGGUUGUCGUUUCUGGCAAGCUCCGUGCUGCUCGUGCCAAGUCUAUGAAGUUCACUGACGGUUUCAUGAUCCACUCCGGUCAACCCGCCAAAGAAUUCAUUGACAGCGCCACCCGUCACGUCCUCCUCCGCCAAGGCGUCCUCGGUAUCAAGGUCAAGAUCAUGCGCGGAUCCGACCCCGAGGGCAAGUCUGGCCCUCAAAAGACCCUCCCCGACGCCGUCACCAUCAUUGAGCCCAAGGAAGAACAACCCAUCCUCCAGCCCGUCAGCCAGGACUACGGUGCCAAGGCUCUCGCUGCCCAGCAACUCGCUGAACAGCAACGAUUGGCAGAGCAGCAGGAGGCUGAAGGUCAAGAAGGUGCUGCACCAGCGGAAUACGCUCAGGAGUAAAUUAGUUAAUUCUCUCUUUUCGUGUUGUUUGGUGUUUGUCUCCUUUUCUUUGUUUCCUUAACGAAUUUAUUUUCGUCAUGUUCUCAUAUGAGGGCUCCGCAUGUCGUAUCAUGUCUUUUUCUUGGCUUCUGCCUCCUCGAAUGCCCGACAUAAAAUGACUCCCCUAUCACUCACUCUUCGAUUACCUAUAUCCUUAGAUACAAAAAAGUUUGAGAAAAUGACAUGAAUGACCAACCAACUUUUAUAUG